Molecule: messenger RNA, 2470 nt
Organism: Camarhynchus parvulus
Lineage: Eukaryota; Metazoa; Chordata; Aves; Passeriformes; Thraupidae
Gene: TLCD3A
Product: TLC domain containing 3A
Exons: 5
Coding region: 122-907 (261 amino acids)
Biological process (GO): lipid homeostasis
Cellular component (GO): endoplasmic reticulum; membrane
Source: RefSeq, a predicted model, not a curated record
ACCGAGCCGAGCCGAGCCCGGCCCAGCAGAGCCGGACCGAGCUGAGCCGAGCCGAGCCGGGCUCUCCCGCCGCCCGGCCGGCUGUUGACAAGCGGCGGCGGGAGACAGCGCGCUCGUCCCCAUGUGGCGGACGCUGGCCCUCGCCUCCGCCUUCUUCCCGGGGCUCUUCAUCCUCUGCAUCCGGUUGCUGCGCUGGGCCGCCCCGGGAUUGAGCCUCAAGGACCGCAUCCUCCUCAGCGGCAGGCUGGUAUCAACGGUCCAAGCCACGAUGGCAACGGUGUCGGGGAUCACGGUUAUGCUCAGCUGCAAGAACGUGGUGCACGACAGGCACUGGCUGGCUGUGGAGUAUGUCUGGGUCCUGGUUCCCUACAUGACCUAUGACAUCUAUGUCAUGUACCUCUGCCACUGGCACAAGAGCCAGGAGAAGAGGAUCCUGGAGAAGAAGCACUCGCUGGCCAGCGUGUGGAGCUUCCUCCUGCAGGAACGGCUGAUGGUGACCCACCACCUCUUCAUCCUCAUCGUGCUCACCCCCAUCACCCAGCACUUCAGGGGAGAGCUGGGGGACUUCUUUGUGGGCUGCAUCUUCACAGCAGAGCUGAGCACGCCUUUUGUUUCACUGGGCAAAAUCCUCAUGCAGCUCAAAAUGCAGGACACGCUCCUGCACAAGGUGAACGGGAUCCUCGUCCUGGUGACCUUCUUCAUGUGCCGCAUCCUCCUCUUCCCCUUCAUGUACGCGGCCUACGGCCGCCAGGUGGGGAUCCCGGUGUACCUGGUGCCGUUCCGCAUCCCCCUGCACUGCAACAUCGCCAACGCCUCUCUCAUCGCCCCCCAGCUCUACUGGUUCACGCUCAUCUGCCGCAAGGCCGCCCGGCUCUACAGCGGCUCUCCCGCCCACCGGAGCAGAUAACGGAGCUGAUAAGGGCAGGGGCUGGCACGGGGCAGCCCCCGGCGCGUCCCUCGGGAGCGGCGGCUCCGCUGGAAGCGCCUCCCGUCCGCAGCACGGCCGGGGCUUGGAGGGCUCUCCUCGUGUCCUCCUGCCGGGGGGGGAGCCGGCCUGGAAGCGCCACAUUCCUGCUGGGAUGCAGCUCUGCGGAGCGAGGGUUACACGAGAGGGGUUUGUUCCAGCCCCCCCGGCGCUGACACCGGACACCGGCGCGGAGAUGCUGGAGCGGGCCCAGCCCCGGCAGCGGCCAUGGGGAGCCUGUGCCGGACCUGCCGCGGCCCCAGCCAGGCCUGGAGCUGCAGCACAGCUCUGCAGAGCCCUUCCUGACCUUUUCUGACCUCAGCUCUACACUACAGCCCUGUUCGGCCUCUGGCCUCCCACGUUCAACCUCACCUCCUCCUCCUGCUGCUGCUGGGCUCAAGCUCCACUCAACCCCACCCGGUGCUUUUGGGUGCUUUUCACUACAAACCUCUGACAGUCCUGGGGGACUCCUGUGCUCCCAGCAGGCCUGGAGGGCAGAAGCUCGUGCCAGGACAGGAGAAUGGUUCUGCUGUCUCAGAGCAGGAUGGGGACAGGAGCCUGCCAAGUCCUCGUCUCACCACCAACACACAGAGCACUAUGCAGAGCCCUUCCUUGGCAGGGGGUGCAAUUUUCCCUCCCCUAACCACAGCUGCUCUUAUCUGGCCUGCAUCCCCUCAGCAGGUAUUUAAAUACCACCUGGCACGCCCUGCCCUGCUCUGCCCUGCAGCUGGCACCACCACACCCUGGAAACACCUGCACAGUCCAUCCCUCCAGCCCCAUCCCACCCCCGUGAGGCUGCCAGGGACACAACUGGGGCUGCACAGAAGGAACCAGCAACCUCAGAGCAGGAUGCUGAGCUGGUCCUUGGCCAGCUCAGCCCAUUUCCACUUUUAGUGACAGCAAAAUGGGUACAGGCUCCCCAGCCUGCCCUGCACCACAGGAUGUGUGCAAUCAGACCACAGCUGAGUUCAUCCCCUGCAGCCAGGACAGCCACCUCCUCCUGCAGCCUCCUGUGCCUGCUCCAGGCAGGGAACUGCACUGGCACAGCCCCCACAGCCCCCAUGCCCAGAGACCUGUGACCACUCUGUGCCUUUCAUUCUGUCUGAAAGCAGCAGCCAAGCUCCGCGAAACCUGGAUCUUUUGAGUGUUGGAUCUCGUCCCAACCACAGCUGCCGUUCUGGAUACAGUGUAAAAAAACAAAAAGGGCCUCUUCCGACCUGUGGUUGUUGUUGCAGAGACUCCACAGUCACAGUAACCACCGAGACCAGCUGAUGUUACAAACUCCUGCAACUCCUUACAGAUGUUGUAUCUCACUGUUUUCAUUGCGAAUAACGUGCCUUAUGUAAGGACCAAAAAAACCCCAGCCAAUGAGGCACCUCAGUUUGCACUAACACUGCCCUAUUUACUAUCACGAGACCAAUAAAGAUUUCCUCUCUGAGUCACACCACUGGCUGGCUCUUCCACGUGCUGUUCAUUGCUGGGUGGGGGCGUUACAUGUGGGGUUAC